Molecule: messenger RNA, 714 nt
Organism: Paramuricea clavata
Lineage: Eukaryota; Metazoa; Cnidaria; Anthozoa; Malacalcyonacea; Plexauridae
Source: the annotation of a GenBank genome assembly
AUGUCUAAAGCAAUAGAUAUUGCCAUUGGUCCAAAUGACGCGGCCACGACGAACAACAUGCCUGUAAAUUUCAUAAUUGAAGACGAACCUGCCGAAGGAGACGCUGCUUUGCAAGCCAGCAUUUCUCAAUGUGAGGGUUGCACAAUCCUGUCUGAAGAAGUUAAAGAACUCCGGAAGACUGUUUACUCUGUAUUAAGAAGGCUAGAUGAUUUAUCCGCUAAAAGUACGCAAAAUGAAGCAGCACUGGAGCAAAAGUUUGACAACACCUAUGAUGUAAUUAAAGAUGGUGUUCUUAACAAUUGCCACGGUAUUAAAGCUAUCAAGGACGAAAUAAAAAACUCUGAGGACAGGCUGCUACAGAAAUUGAAUUCAAUCCAUAAUUCAGAACAUAAAGAUGCCGAAGAAAGUAAUCAUGCAUUAAAUCACGAAAAUACGGUUGAACGUGACAACGAAGGGCAGUGGACUAAAUUUCAAAAUCAAAAGAAACCAAAAGAAGUUAAAACUCUUAUCAUUGGCGACUCAAUGAUUAAAGACAUUGAUCCGAAAUCGAUGUCGGCCGCUGGUAGUAUUAUUAAGAAAAGUCGUCCUGGGGGAAAACUUGAAGAUAUGUCAUCUAUGCUUAAUAAUUGUGAAUUAAAAUGCAAAAAAUCUGUUAUUAUUCACAUGGGCACUAAUAACAUUACGUCAAAUGAUUCACCAACAGACAUGGCAUAG